Molecule: messenger RNA, 2595 nt
Organism: Nerophis lumbriciformis (worm pipefish)
Lineage: Eukaryota; Metazoa; Chordata; Actinopteri; Syngnathiformes; Syngnathidae
Source: RefSeq, a predicted model, not a curated record
AUGAUUGCUUCCACAGCCGCGAUCCUUCUGCUACCGCUGCUAAUAUGCCUCCAGCACUACACGAUUGUUCGCGGAACCAAAACAGAAUGUGAGGCCAACCAGUUUCAGUGUGAAAAUGGCCGUUGCAUCCAGUCUGUUUGGAAGUGCGAUGGUGACGAGGACUGCAGUGAUGGCAGUGACGAAAUCUCUUGUGUCAAGAAAGUUUGUCCAGAUACAGACUUUGUGUGUCGUAAUGGCCAGUGUAUUCCAAAGAGAUGGCAUUGUGAUGGGGAGCCAGACUGUGAGGACGGGUCAGACGAGAGUGUAGAAAUCUGCCACAUGCGGACAUGCCGUUUGAAUGAGUUCAGUUGUGGAGCUGGUUCAACGCAAUGCAUCCCCAACUUCUGGAAGUGUGAUGGUGAAAAGGACUGUGAUAACGGAGAAGACGAGGUCAACUGUGGUAAUGUAACCUGUGCUCCAAAUGAGUUCACGUGUGCCAGUGAACGUUGUAUCUCCCGAAACUUUGUAUGCAAUGGCAAGGAUGACUGUGGUGAUGGGUCAGAUGAAGUGGAGUGUGUGCCAUCUUCCUGUGGCCCGAAUGAAUUCCAGUGUGGAAAUUCAUCAUGCAUCCCAAAUAGUUGGGUGUGUGAUGAUGAUGUUGACUGUCAGGAUCAGUCAGAUGAGUCUCAAUCACGUUGUGGUCGUCACCCAACCCCACCAGCCAAGUGCUCAACUAGUGAGAUGCAAUGCCUUUCCGGAGAAUGUAUUCACAAAAAGUGGAGGUGUGAUGGAGACCCCGAUUGCAAAGAUGGCAGCGAUGAAACAAACUGUCCCGUGCGUACUUGUGGAGCAGAUCAGUUCAAAUGUGAUGAUGGGAACUGCAUCCUUGGCAAUAGACAAUGUAACGGCAUCAGAGAGUGCACUGAUGGCUCAGAUGAAUUUAACUGCAAAAACUUGACUCAGUGUAAUGGACCUGAGAGGUUCAAAUGCCGCAGCGGGGAGUGCAUCGAAAUGAGCAAAGUGUGCAACAAGAACAGAGACUGUCCCGACUGGAGCGAUGAGCCGAUCAAAGAAUGCAAUGUCAAUGAGUGCCUGAUGAACAAUGGGGGCUGCUCGCACAUCUGUAAAGACAUGACAAUUGGCUUUGAGUGUGACUGCACUCCUGGGCUGCAGCUCAUUGACCACAAGACUUGUGGGGACAUCAACGAAUGUAUGAACCCUGGCAUCUGCAGUCAAAUCUGCAUAAACCUGAAGGGAGGAUACAAAUGUGAAUGCCACAAUGGCUACCAGAUGGAUCCCACUACAGGAGUUUGCAAGGCCGUAGGGAAGGAGCCCAGUCUGAUAUUCACAAACCGCCGCGAUGUUCGUCGUCUGGGUCUCGAGAGGAAAGAGUACACUCAGAUUGUGGAGCAGCAGAGAAACACUGUAGCUCUUGAUGCAGAUAUUGACCAGCAAAUGAUGUUUUGGGCCGACCUGGGACAAAAGGCCAUAUUUAGCACUAUGCUGGACAAGCGAGGAGAUGUGAGCACCCACAACAAAGUGAUAGAAAAUGUCCACUCUCCUGUUGGAAUUGCAGUGGACUGGAUAUACAAACACCUAUACUGGUCUGAUCUAGGAACCAAAACAAUUUCUGUUGCUAACUUUAAUGGAACCAAGCAGAAAAUUUUGUUUAAUAGAGGGCUGAAAGAACCUGCUUCCAUAGCUGUGGAUCCUCUGUCAGGGUUUCUUUACUGGUCUGACUGGGGUGUGCCAGCCAAGAUUGAAAAGUCUGGCAUGAAUGGAGUUGAUAGGCAGAUUCUGGUGACGACCGACAUCCAAUGGCCAAAUGGAAUAACACUUGAUCUAAUCAAAGGUAGGUUGUACUGGGUUGAUUCGAAGCUACACAUGCUCUGCAGUGUGGACCUGAAUGGAGACAACAGGAAGAAAGUGCUUCAGUCUUCUGACUACCUUGCUCACCCCUUUGCUCUUACCGUUUUUGAGGAUCGUGUCUUCUGGACAGACGGUGAGAAGAAAGCUAUCUAUGGUGCUAACAAAUUCACCGGAUUGGACAUUGUGACACUAGCCAGCAACCUGAAUGAUCCGCAAGACAUCAUAGUUUAUCAUGAGCUCAUUCAGCUAUCGGGAACUAACUGGUGUGCAGAGAAAGGUGCAAAUGGAGGCUGUAGCUACAUGUGUCUUCCUGCUCCACAAAUCAACAAACACUCCCCCAAAUUCACAUGUUUAUGUCCAGGUGGACAGGAAUUGGCUGCUGAUGGUCUACGCUGCAGGCCUGACUCUUCUACAAAAACCCUCUCAAAGGAGGAUAAGAAACCUGUAAUGCCACCUUCCCCAGAAGCCAAUGUGAGUACUUCAAUUCAGGUAAACACCACAGCCAGAGGAUCUGCUGCAGCUUGGGCCAUACUACCUGUGUUGCUUAUUGCGAUGACUGCAGCCGGUGGCUAUUUGAUGUGGAGAAACUGGACAUUGAAGAACCAGAAAAGCAUGAAUUUUGACAACCCAGUCUACCUGAAGACUACAGAAGAAGACCUCAACAUUGACAUCACACGACAUGGUGCCAAUGUGGGGCACACGUAUCCAGCGAUUUCAAUUGUUAGCACAGAGGAUGAUCUAUCGUGA